CACUCGCUCAGCUGUAGGUGGCGUUAGGUGUCACCCGCGGCCUCGCCACCAAAACAUCGAGUUUUCAUGAAUUUUCCGGCGCGAUUUCACAUGUCCAGAUGGCAUUUAACAAUGAUGUAUUAUGGCCCAAAGUCGUCCUGUCACAAAGGUUAAGGAGUCAGUGAAACUGAAAAGUAUCUCUUUUAUGAAUAAAGACGACAGUGGUUGUGACACCUGCCCAGAGGAGAGCUUGCCUGACAUCUCCCCACAGGACACAGACAGUGAGAGCCAGAGCUCAGACGCCAGCAAGCAGAGAGCUGCAGACAAGUGCCGGGGCACCUCGUCGAUCAAUCUCAGAUCGACUAACAGGAGCAAAGCUGACAGCCAGCUUCUACCUGAUGUCGGAAGAACGGGGACAUCUCCCACCACACAUUCCAACAUGAAAACUAAACAAGCUAAAGAAGAACUAGAUAAGAGUAUUGAUGAGGACACCGUGAUAGAACCCAAGACCAGAGCCCGCAAGAAGGCCUCCGAUAUUGUUGAUGAUGACAAGAAGUCCACCGCAGACGAGCCCAAGACAUCCAAAGAAGCCAAGAAGCCUAUAGCUAAACCAAAAGCUAUAGUUAAGAAAAGACCUUUGGGUAUUAGGAAAACUUUAAGAAGCAAAAAAGCUAUUGUUAUUAAAGAAAAAGUUAAGAAUGUUAUAAAGCAAGCUGUCAAGAGAGGGAGGAAGCCUGGAUUAAAAAUUAAAACUGAAGAGUCCCAAGACAAAGAAACCGUCCCAUUAAUACCUGCCUCUGAGAUAAAGACAGAGCCAGUUGAGGAAACAUCACCUAACUCUAGAUCCUCCAGCCCCAAGACCGCAGGUAGGAGACAGAGACUCAGUUCUGAUUUAGCCAUGAUGAAGACAAUGCUUGGAGACUCACCAGGCAGCCUGGUGAUUGGUUCACGCACCAGCCCCUACUCCAUGCGCUCUGAGAGAAGCAAUAGUCCUUCUUUAUUUGAAGGGAAAAAUCUUCGCAGUGGCAAACCUAGGAAAGUCAAAAACAACUUGCUGAGUGAAGUUGUGCUUAAGGAACAAAAGAAGAGGCGCAGACUUCAUUCAGAUUCUAAGGCUUCAGACACAGCUGACACUCCUGAAGACUGUAAGAAGUUGAAGAGAGGACGCUCUUGCUCUCGAGAUGGCAGUGAGAUAUCCAAGUGCUCAGAUAUCACCGAGUCGGACUUGAGCAUGAGUGAGACUCUCAACGACACAGACAGCAAGGAGCUCAACAAAAAACUAGAUAAAUCUAAGACUGACCUAGAUAUAGAUAUUGAAAAUAAUGUACAGAUCUCGACUAUUGAAAAAGUGCCUUCUCUAAAUGUUGACUCCAAACUAGCUGAAACCAAACUGGAAGCGGAGCCUAGCUGUAUCAUAAAUGCAAAAGAUAAAAAGAAAAUGAGCUUACAAAGAAGUACUUCAUUAGACUCUGACAACAAUAAUAGUAAUAGGAUAAAAUUAGAGGAUUUAAAUUCAGCAGAAAUAGAAGAGAAAAUAUUAAUGAAGACUGAAAACGAUACGCUUUUUGAUGCUCGUAGUAGUAUAUUGACUAGUAUGUCCAAGACAUUCAACUCUAAGGAGGUGUCGAAGAACAUAAGGAAGGCUCGGCGGGGCCGCAAGGUGGCGGCCGCCUCGCGCGCCGCGCCCCCCGCCAGCGCCGCGCCCAAGGCCGGUAGCGCCAGCAGCAGCGCGCCCGAGCCUGCCGAGCCCGCCGACGACAAGGUCGAGACCAUCGACACCCUCACCAAAGAGAUCAACGAUCUCAUCAACAACCUCGAUCAGAACAUUGACGGCGACCAUGAGAUGGUCGCUGAGUCCAACACUUCUACUUCUACUACUACUGAUAGCACCCCUGACCAAUUGCAGACAAAGACUGCCUCUAAAUUCUAUGGCCUAGCCAAACCUUUGAACAAUGUAGACAAUGUAGUCCCUACUCCAGAAACGCCUGUAAAAGACAAAGAUACUAUAUCUCCUGUUAGCAAUGAGAACACGCCGUCGAAGAAUGACGACGGUGAGAACAUUAGGCUUCAUUAUGAGGAAGAUUCGGCGGAGAAACCAGUAAAGGGUGCGAAGCUCGAUAUACCUUUCAAAUGUAGUCCUGUUGCCAGUAUUGAUAAGCUCAUGGACAGACUUAAAGAAUUCGAAGAAUUUGAUAAGAGAAGACAAAUGGAGUCCAAAGCCAUUGAUGGCAACAAACCAAUGAUGGUUACUAAUGACGUGGUUUUAAUACCCAAGUCUGGUGACAUCAAGCCAUUGAAGGACAUUCAAUCGGUACGAUCGCCAGAAAAGCCAUUUGAAAAAGAGAAUGUUUUGAGUUGCUUUGAGAACAACUCUGCUAUUUCAAUAGUCAAGAGAGAUCAAGUGAGGAAGUCCACCGACGUUGAGUUGCCUAACUCAGUCACUCUAAUUAAAAGGAAUAGUUUUAGCUCAAGGAAAGAGUCUACAAGCUCUAACCACUCAAGAGAGUCUGAUGCUAUCAGCAUAUUUGAGAAGUCUCUUGGGAAAGAUGUUACUCUGACGGAAAUACGGAAGUCCGUGGAUAAAUCUGCACCUGUGUCAUCCACUCAGGUCGACCUCCACCAGUUCGCGACACUCCACCCCAACACGUCGAGCUCAAAUCCUAACCUGGGAGGCCACGUGCUGGACUCUAGUCAGAUAUCGAUCACGCCUCGCGUAGUCGACUCUAAGAUUAACAAUGACGUUCAGAUUAUCUCUAAGAGAAAGUCUAGGGAAUCCAUGUCGAGGAAAUCUUCAGAAUCGACUAUUGACACUGAUGACAAGAUGGCUACGAUUGAGAAGAUCAAAUCGCCGUCACACCAGAAUCUAUCUCCGGCUGUGUCCAUCACUCCAACACCGGUCGCUAUCAAGUCGCCUGAAGCGGUGCCUAUGGAAACUGAAGCACUGCCUCCACCAUUAGAGACUAUAAAAGUUUUGGACGAGAUUUCAGCUUCUGAGUCUGUUACAGUGGAAAGCUCUAAAGUCGCCGAUGUCCCUAAGGAGGAGCCAAAACUUGAAACACCUGUUGAGGAGGCGGCAACGACGGCCACAAUUGUUGACAUCGAAACAAAAUCAGAAGUUGCCCAAACUCCAGAAGUAUUGCCAGAAGUAACUAAAGAAGAUGUUGAUGAAAAGACUGAGACAAUUGAACCUAAACCUGAGGAGGUUCAGCCUACAGAAACUGCUGAAGCGAAGCCUGCCGAAAGUAAACCUGCGGAACCCGAAACAAAGCCUUCUAAGGGUGCUAAAAGUAAAUCGGCGCGCAACUCAACCGAGUGCCAGGCUGGACCCAGCAACGUGUUAAACGAGACUCCUGAGAGUCAGAAACGUAAAGAAAAUGUUCUCAGAACGCUUGGCUUGCUCACUCAUAAAGCUGCAAAGGAAGCCAAGAUUGAAAAACUAAAAGAGAAAGAGAGGAUAUACAGUGGCAUGAUGUCUAACAAGAGCAAGAAUGCGAAGUCUCAGGGCGAUUACACUGGGACUUUGAAGACUGUGAUAAAGUUGAACAGGGGGGCAGGGGAUAAGAAGAAGCACAGGAGCUCGUUGAAGAUGACGUUCCAGAAGAGCAAGUACCGGUCCGGCAAGCCGGCGCCGGAGGUCGGGGAGGCGGCCAACGAGGAUGACGCCUACUACACCAUUGAGAGGCGCGAGGGCGCGGCCGGCGCGGGUUCUGACGGUGGGCACAGAAAGACUCAUUACAGUAAUCGUCUUAACAAUCAUGACCCAGAAGCCGCUCCUGAACCAGCGGAACCCAAGGAGACAUUGAACCUGGUGAUCCCGGAGAAGGCGUCAUCCUUCAGCAUUCACCCGGGCCGGCUGUGCAUGGACCAGUGCUUCUACUGUGGCGGCAAGUUCGGCCUGUUCGAUACGCCCUGUCAUAUCGCGCAGAUCAAGAGCUCGGAGCGACAGAAGAAGGUUUUAGACAAUGAAGAGAAGUUGACGAUAGACAGUUGCCUGUGUGACGCCUGCUACCGGCACGUGGACCGCCGCGCCAACUGCCCCUCCUACAGGAAGCGACCCUUCAACAAGCAGCCGCUCGACAUUCCUAUCACUUCGCUGCACAAUAGUAACCAAUCAGAGAAGGCCUCAAGCCCUCCGAUGGAAGAGGACAGUGAGGAGGAGUCUAACACAGUGAGCACGUCAGUAGCGGGCGCGGGGUCCGCGCGCGUGGCUCUGUGUCACACCGAGGGCUGCGCGAGGCCGGCUGACCACUCCAUACGCAGGAAGUGGCUCAUCAAGAUGAGGAGCAGCGUCAACAAACUGCUGAAGCUGAAGUGCGACUACCCGGGCCUGCACACGCUGCCGCUGUGCGGGCCGCACUACGCCGCGCUGGCGCCGCUGCUGGCCUGCGCGCUGUGUCGCCGCAGGAUCACCAAGCAUCACAACGUGCACUUCAUACACCAGGGCUACCUGGAACUAAACCCGCAUCUGAAGUCGGCGGGCGUGCCAGUACAGUUCACGGAGCGGCCUGUAUUAUGCAAGACUUGCCGCUACUACUGCACGCUGCUGCAGCGGCCCGGACACAACGAUGCCUACGCGUCAGGGUAUCGACGCAAGCUACUUCUCAUAUACAACAUCGAAAUACCACAAACAUCUGAAAACGAAACAGAAGACGUUACUCAAGAAGAUGGCAAAGUAAAGAAGAAGCAGAGAGCCAAGUCCAAGCAGAGGAAAUCCACGGAACCCGACAAAAUGGAUAGCGAGUCCUCUGAAAGGACCAGUGAAAGCACUCCAGAAAAGGACAAGAAAGAAGACAGCGAUGGAAAGGAACAACCUCUAGAAGAAGACAUCGAGAGCUUAAUAUCCUCAAAUAAGAUCCUAGUACCCAAUGCCACGAAACCAAAUGAAAACCCACCGAGUGAUGGAUCUGAAGCGGACAUGCAGUGCGAUAUCGACGCCCCGAUUAUCCCUCUCGACAAACAGACGGAACUACAGUACCUCCUGCAGAAGCAGAACAACCCCGCUCAGUUCCUGCCCAAACCCAACCUCACCCAGAAACAGAGGAACAUACUCAAAGUACACAACCUCUCAGGAAUACAGAAACCUGGCAGCCAACACAGAAUCAACGAAAAGAACUCCAAGAGAAUACACAAACUAGGACAAAUACUCUCACAUAAGGAAAGGGUCAGGAGCAGUGAUACUGAUGAAGAGAAAGUUAAAGAAACUGGUAUUCCUAUCCUCAAGAAUAUAUCCUUGAACGAAGAAUGCACUAUAGAGUCGAUACCAAACAAGCGACCAGCCGACAUCACCACACUCAAGAACAAAUGGCAAAUGUCAGAAAGUUUCACACAAGUCAAGAAGAAUCUAAGUGAGCUGUCAAAGAAUAAAGACCAUAAAAAGUCUUCAGACGUUCAGAAAUACUCGAAUCCUGUCAAAAGACUGGAGACAAACCCCUCGAUAUCAGUACGAGAAUUGUUCCCAGGGGAGGAGGAAAUGAACUUACAAUGUAAUAUAGAGUUUAAUAAUGUGAAAGGCGUGACCCCAGAAGGUUGGGAAAAAUGUAAUACUAUGAUACAAUAUGACGUAGAAACUAAGAAGCUAUGGAACGAGCUACAGCGACCGUACGGAAACCAAUCCUCAUUCCUGCGCCAUCUUAUUCUCUUAGAAAAGUACUUCAGGAAUGGGGAUCUCGUGUUAGCUCAAAACGCUACUCCACACGCCUCGACGUAUAGUGACUCCAUACAGAACAGACUGAGAGCUUACGACAAUGUUGCAAGCGAGACGCCGAAGCGGGCCGAGUCGGUCAGCCUCAUAGAGUUCAGAAAGAAACCGGCGGUGAACGGCAAGAGCCUCUUAAAGUCAAAUCAGAACGAGGCUGAGAAAGAGACUAAUAAGUUCAAGCCGCCUCCUGGACCGGUACAGAAAACGAAAUCUUCAAAGAGUGAUAAGGCUAAGUCAAAGCCGUUGCCGCCAGAGUUGAUAGCUAUCAACACUCCCAACGCUCAGGGUAGGAAGGCGAUACAGAACGUGUUGCACAAUAUACAGCAGCUGGUGAAGGGCGUGUCGGCCUCAGACCCCACGGAGAUCGCGGCGGCGCCCCUGCCCGUGGCCGCGUCCACUCCCGUCAGUACCAAGUUCGACCCGCCCGUGCCCGUCGUCACUCCCAAGGAGAAGAAGGAUACUCCUAAUAAGAAGGACGAUGCCCCGAAGAAACCUAAGACGACCAGCAAACCCUGGAGACCUACACUCAUGCCUAUUACUCAGGAGAACCUAGCGAAGAUCGCCCGCGAGCCAACGCAGGUGGCGGUGGACGGGCGCACUCUGCCCAGCCUGGUGCAGGUCAUGUCGUCCGGCAAGCGGUACCACAUCACGCUGCAGGACUACAACAAGAUGUGCAUCAUGCGGCGGGAGAAGCUGCAGCAGCUGCAGGACGGGGACAAGGCCAAGCGGCCCGCCGACGAGGCCGCCGCCAGCGACAUCCAGCCCUCCAACGCGCAGUGUGCCAUGCUGGGCAACGGCGGCAGCGUCGUGCAGAACGUGGCCGCCGACGACAAGGACAAGAAGGAAGUGCCCGAGCUCGGGCCCAUCGGGUCCAACGCGGCCACCAUACUGAAGAAUGUGGGCCUCAAGAACAUCACCAUAGCCCCCAUCCCGGCCAAGACGGCCACGGUGACGUCGCAGACGGUGGCGUCGCCCAUGGUGUCGUCGCCGGCGCUGCUGGUGUCGUCGCCCACGCUGCGGCCGGGGCCGGGGCCGGGCCCAGCGCUGGGCGUGGGGCUGGGCGCGGGGCUGACGGUGCUGAGCGAGGCCCCGCUGCUGCUGCCCAACAUCCCGAGGUCGCUGACGGUGAUCCCGCAGACCGUGUUGGCGCCGCCCGACGCGCGGCCCUAGCGCCGCGUCGCGCAGCCGCCAGGACAUUGCAAUAAGUGAGAGCACCCGAGAAGCCUUAAUAAUUAUACUGUGUAUAUAUUAGUGUAGUGACGGACAUCGUGCUGUGAAAAUGGUGAAAAGAAAUGUGUUAAAUAUAUUACUCUGAAAGGUUUUUAAUUAUUAUUUUUUCUUUGUGCAAAUGAUGCGACGGUUUGUGUUGAUCCUGGGUGUCGAGCUUCUUACCUUGUUGGGUGAUAGAUACCAUCAUCAUCGGCUGCUGUUGCUCACAGACCUGUGUAGUAGAAUGGGCUAGGACUACAGCUGUAGGCAUCCUACGCCAGGAAUAAUAUUGAAGCAACAACACAUUUGCUCAAUAUUAUGUGUACUUGCUAACUGUAACUGCCAAUCAUGUAGGGUUAUACAAGAAUACCUCAACACACUUAGUACUGGUAGAAGUAUAUAGUAUCUUUUGUAGUUUCAUAAUAUAUUGCAUUUUUUAGGAAAUUGACUGCAAGGAGUUAUUAUACUAACAACACACAGUUAGACUGGUGAUUAAAAAAUUCGCUUAGAACUUCCAUUAGCUAAUUCCAUACCACAAGGACUUGGGUCUGUGACAAAUCAAACAGCAAUUACUUCAUAACUCAUUUAUUAUAAGUUCAAGAGGCCUGCUUACAUAUUAGUUACUAUUUAUUGACCCUGACUACAUCAAAAUAUAGUUCCUUUGCUGAGAAACAUUCAAAAUUCUCUAGUCAGGUGGAAAUAUGCAUUUAUAAUUUAUUUAUUGAUUGUUCACGUCGCUGAUCUAAAGUGGGAGUAGGAUAGGUCGCCGCCUGGCCGCAGGUGGCGCCACAUCGCCUCGUAUCAUUCGCAUAAACCUAGACAAUGUAUGUAAACUAAUGUAUAGCGUAACUGUAAGAAUAUCACUCGGAACAUAUUUUUCCAACUGUUAAAUAUAUAUAAGGAUGCAUUAAAACUCAUAUAGAGCUAAAACCCGAUUAAGUAGAAUUAAAACAAUUAUUUUGGAAUAAAUACACAUUUUACAUGUUGAUUUGAUGUUGAUUUACAUACCUAUAUAAUUUAUUUACAGGGACAUUUACAGUUAGUGACCUCGUGAAGUACAAUACGAACAUAAUUUAUUGUUAUCAUAUUUUCGUAGUGAUGUUUUCGUUAGGUAACACUCGAACUUUCUUUCAACUUUAUAAGCUACACACAUAUUUUUGGUAAUCACUAUACAUACACAAAACACCGAGACGAGACUUUGACAAUCUAAUUAUAAAUGUCCCUACUUAUCAGUAAAGUAAUAAAUUAACUAAAAGCAUUAAAAUACAAAAGUUGGUGAUUAAAUUUGUGCCUGACAGAUAUAUAUAAAGUAUGAUAAUCACAUGUACAUAUUUAACACGGGAGCCAAUAAAUGAAGAGUUCUGAAAACUUUUUAUAUGAUAAAAGCUCAGAAUGAGUGGCCCUGCGUUCGUUGCUGCGGUAUUCAAAGUAUAUUUUUUUAACUUUAGAGACAGAUGGAAAACAAAUAGUUUACACAGAUCUGAAUAUAUUCUGACAAGACGUAUAGUGGACACUGUAUGUCGUUAUUAUCGUUAAUUUAUUGUUUCUUGUUAUCAGGCUGUAUAAACCCCAUAUUUAAAGCAGCUACAGCAACAAACGCAGCGGUGUAUGUUAAACAUGAUAAUUAUAUCUAUAUUGUUGAAGAAUUAGCUAUUUUAUUUUUGGUCCAAUGAUAUAGGUCGGUCCAAUGUUAACUGUAACCUCCAUCGUAUAUAACUCAGCGUGCAGCGACAGUUAUGCUCACAGAAGUAACAUACAGUCCCUGAAAAUUAUUAAUCUGUGAUUUCAUAUAGUUUGUAACGCUGUUAGAAAUUCGACGUUUUUAAAUCUCGUUGAGCUGUAGUGAAAUAAUUUGGUAGUCUUCCAAUGUUUGUGUGACGAUUAUCUUGUUUGGUUAUGUGUAGGUUAGGUAACUUGUAUUAACUAUUAUGUAGCUAUUGUCGUUGGUAUUGCUGCCGUGUGCUUUAGGCGUAUACCCCUGCAAGUUAAGUACGUCCUGAGUAGACGAAUAGCGAUGUGAAUUCGAUCAUGUUUGUAUUGUAUAAGUUCAGAGACUGUAUGCGCUUUACUUGUGUCGCCGACGCCAUGACAGUUAUGUGAAUGUUAUUCAGCUAGUAUUUUAGUGAUUUGGAAGUUUCCCCGCUGUUGUUAAGAGAACAAAUUAUAGCCCCCCAUAGCCCAGACGUUUUGUUUCUUCCAAAGAUAGUGUGUUAGUUCACAAUAUUAUUAUUUUUAGUUAUUAUUUUGUUCGGUACGUGCCCUCGCCCCGUGCCGGAGGUAUGAAUUGUCUAAUAAACAUAUCUUAUCUCCUGAA
Messenger RNA from Trichoplusia ni (cabbage looper), 9200 nucleotides. RefSeq lists its product as uncharacterized. Lineage: Eukaryota; Metazoa; Arthropoda; Insecta; Lepidoptera; Noctuidae. The record is from RefSeq and is a predicted model, not a curated record. The transcript is spliced from 10 exons. The coding region runs from base 122 to 6847 and encodes 2241 amino acids.